CAUCUAGUGUUAGUUUACCAGUGCUAACGAGUUGAACGUUUGAUUGAAGUACAUAAUUUAAAGAUAAACAAUUGCAUAAUUAAAUAAUAAAAAUGUCUCUCGCUGACGAAUUAUUAGCAGAUUUAGAAGAAAAUGAUGAUUCUAAUCGUAUGGUGGAAGAACCGGAACCUGAUUUUAUUCCACCAAGUAUUUCCAAAUCUAUCGAAGAAGAAGUAAAAGUUGCAUCGGUGAGAGAAUUAGCAAAACUUCGUGAUUCUGAGGAGUUGAAAAAGACAAUGUUCGAAAUAGAAAAAUAUAGUAAAGUAUCUAGGAGGUCAGCAGAUAUCAUAGGCCCUGUGGAAUCUGAUCCGGAAUAUCAAUUGAUCGUUGAAGCAAAUAAUAUGGCAAUUGAUAUAGAUAAUGAAAUAGCUACAAUACAUCGGUUUACAAGAGAUAAAUAUUCAAAAAGAUUUCCAGAACUUGAAUCAUUGGUAGUAGGACCAUUGGAAUACGUCAUGACUGUAAGAGAACUUGGAAAUGAUUUGGAUAAAGCAAAAAAUAAUGAAACUUUACAACAAUAUCUUACACAAGCUACUAUAAUGGUUGUAUCAGUCACAGCUUCUACAACACAAGGGCAAUUACUAAGCGAAGAAGAAAGGGAAGCCAUAUGCGAAGCCUGUGAUAUGGCAGUCGAAUUAAAUAAUUGUAAAUCAAAGAUAUUGGAAUAUGUAGAAAGUAGAAUGGCUUUUAUAGCACCAAAUCUUUCUGUAAUAGUAGGAGCAUCUACAGCUGCAAAAAUUAUGGGUGUUGCUGGAGGUUUGACAAAGUUGUCCAAAAUGCCAGCUUGCAAUGUAUUAGUUUUAGGAUCUCAGAAAACAACACUUUCUGGUUUUUCUCAAAUGACAAGUCUACCUCAUACAGGAUUUAUAUAUUAUUCUGAAAUUGUUCAAGAAACACCACCUGAUUUACGUAGGAAAGCAGCUAGACUUGUUGCAGCAAAAGGUACAUUAGCUGCUCGUGUAGAUGCUUUUCACGAAAGCAUAGAUGGUCAUAUUGGGCAAUUAUUCCGCGAUGAAAUAGAAAAGAAAUUAGAUAAAUUACAAGAACCACCUCCUGUUAAAUUUGUAAAACCUUUACCAAAACCAAUUGACCCAAGCAGAAAGAAGCGUGGUGGCAAACGCGUUCGAAAAAUGAAGGAACGUUAUGCGAUUACAGAAUUUAGAAAAUACGCAAAUAGAAUGAAUUUUGCAGAUAUAGAGAAUGAUGCUUAUCAAGAAGAUCUCGGGUAUUCAAGAGGUACAAUUGGAAAGGCAGGAACAGGACGCAUUAGAUUACCACAAGUCGAUGAAAAAACAAAAGUACGAAUUUCAAAGACUUUACAAAAGAAUUUACAAAAACAACAACAAUGGGGUGGAAGUACAACUGUUAAAAAACAAGUUUCUGGAACAGCUUCAAGCGUAGCAUUUACACCAUUACAGGGUUUGGAAAUUGUUAAUCCACAAGCUGCAGAGAAAAAAGUAAAUGAAGCCAAUGCCAAAUACUUCUCAAAUACGGCUGGUUUCUUAAAAAAACGUUGCUGCAAAACAAUGGGAAAUGCAGGGAGUAAUCAAACAGUAGGUCAUGGCCAUACUUCAGGUAGAGAUCGUCAUAGUAAAGAACAUGCGCCACCUUCUCCAGGAAAGGAAGGACAGGCAUUUGUUUUUGAUAAAAAGCCUAAUCAAAAACUAGUCUUUCAGCCGUCUCAUGAAGAAGGAGAACCUUAUUAUACAAAAACAGCUCAACAGGAUGGAGAUAAUUUUAACGGUCAACGGCCAAGAUCAAAUACAGUGUCUGAAGGAACAAAGGUUACAGAUAGCAAAGUUUUGCCUACAGUUUUCAAAUGGGAAGGUGGUGGAAAGCAAGUAUAUAUCAGUGGAACAUUCACGGGAUGGAAAACAUUACCUAUGGUAAAGAGUCAUGGUGAUUUCGUUACUAUUAUUGACUUACCAGAAGGAGAACAUCAAUAUAAAUUCUAUGUUGAUGGAGAAUGGAGACAUGACCCUGGUUUAAAAAUAGUUGACAAUGGUACAGGUUCUAAGAAUAAUUUAGUAUCUGUAAGAAAAUCUGACUUUGAAGUUUUUCAAGCUCUUGCCAAAGACAGUGAAGGUGUUUCUACCAGUGUUCAAACUGAAUAUGGACAAGAAAUUCUACCUCAUAAACCAUGGGAUAAAGUGGUUGGACCACCAAUCUUACCACCACAUUUAUUACAAGUUAUUCUUAAUAAAGAUACACCAUUAUCUUGUGAACCAACUCUUCUACCAGAACCAAAUCAUGUGAUGUUGAAUCACCUAUAUGCUUUAAGUAUUAAAGAUAGUGUUAUGGUUUUAUCAGCCACGCAUCGCUAUCGAAAAAAAUAUGUAACAACUCUACUAUAUAAACCAAUUUAAUAAUUUAUGUCAUUCCUGCAUGUAAACGUGAUAAUUAAUUAUUUUGGAACGAUAUGAUUAUACGAAUAACGAAUUGUACUCGUUAUUUAGACAUCAGAAACUGUAGGUAAGCUAAGCUAUUAAUGACAAGAGAGUUGCUCAAUUAUAAAAUAAUAUAAUUAUUAUUUCUUAAAGCUAAUCAAGUAUCUUAUAUAUUUCGUAAAAUUGUGAAGAAUAUAGUAUUAUUAUGUUUCUUGUAAUUAAGCAAAAAAGAGAGACAAACUUUGAUUACUAUUGAAUGGAAAAUAGUACAUUUUCCUUAAUCAUUUGUAAUAUUAAUUAAAACAUUAUAACAAUUAUUAUUUCCUAUUACAAAAUUAUGUCAAAAUUAGAA
Messenger RNA from Vespula pensylvanica (western yellowjacket), 2778 nucleotides. Its product is annotated as U4/U6 small nuclear ribonucleoprotein Prp31-like. Gene Ontology annotation, cellular component: nucleotide-activated protein kinase complex; cytoplasm; nucleus. Gene Ontology annotation, molecular function: protein kinase binding. The transcript has 11 exons. Lineage: Eukaryota; Metazoa; Arthropoda; Insecta; Hymenoptera; Vespidae. The record is from RefSeq and is a predicted model, not a curated record. Bases 93 to 2405 code for a protein of 770 amino acids. Gene Ontology annotation, biological process: mRNA splicing, via spliceosome; spliceosomal tri-snRNP complex assembly; signal transduction.